AUGCCAGUCGAAGAACGUGCACGAUUACGUAGAGCAGCUUGUGAUGGCAAUCUACUUCUUAUCAAACGACUAAUGUUGAAAACCAGUAUACAAAAUCCGGACCCGGACAACGGUUGGACAACGCUAAUGUAUGCCGCCCGGUGUGGACAUGCACAUGUCGUUGAAUUUCUGUUGAAUGCUGGUCAUGAGGACCAUGAAAUAUCAAAAGAUUUCGAAAAUAACACGGUGUUGAUGAUUGCAUCGCAGUAUAAUCAUUUGGAGAUCAUGAAGAUAUACACAAAUUUCUUUCCAGAUUGUAUUCAUAUAAGAAACAAAAAAGGACAAACAGCCUUGAUCUUUGCAGCGCAGCGAGGAUAUAUUGACGUAAUGAAGUGGCUAUUCGCCAACGGAGCAGACAUAAAUCAAACAGACUACGACGGGAACACUGCUCUACACUACGCAGCUGCAUGGAAUCGUUUCGAAGCAGUAACACUCCUAAUCGAACGUGGUAUAAUAUUUGCAGGGAAGAACAUUGCAGGCUGGACCGCACUAGACUAUUCAUAUUCCGUCGAGAUAGAAUCACAUAUACAGGAACGAGCACGAGCACAAUUCGAGGAGAGUAGAAUUAGUAGGCGACGAAAUAACUUAAAAGUUAAUGUUGAUUCUAUUAUUGGGAUAGAGAUGGUGGCGCCGCCGCUGGCUACUCGAUCGGCAACGUUUCCACCACAACAGCAACAGAGACCUAGUCUGGAGUAUGAAACUAGAUCGGCGUCGUUUUCGAAUACUCCGCGGCCAAGUGGAGAGUAUGAAAGCGUGUAUGGGAACUCGCUGCAUUCAAGUGGCACGUUGUCGCCUAAUGAGAUUGCUAGUCCGGUUCGGCGAAAAGAGUCUUUGCCGUGGUGA
Messenger RNA from Ambispora gerdemannii, 882 nucleotides. Lineage: Eukaryota; Fungi; Glomeromycota; Glomeromycetes; Archaeosporales; Ambisporaceae. The record is from the annotation of a GenBank genome assembly.